Molecule: messenger RNA, 936 nt
Organism: Symbiodinium necroappetens
Lineage: Eukaryota; Dinophyceae; Suessiales; Symbiodiniaceae
Source: the annotation of a GenBank genome assembly
AUGUUGCGGCGAUGCGGGGUCACCGAGGGUGACACGUUUGACAAGCACGGAAUCUCUUGCCCGGUGGUUUCUGAAUUUUCCUUCCUCGGAACGCAGAUUGUGAACCAUCCUGACGGCAUCCUCUUGACACAACGGCGAUGGCUGCUGCAGGAGUUGGCUAAUCGCGGAUGGGCUAAGGUUCAGGGCAGCCAUAGCCUACCUGUCCCACAGGAAGGGACGUUGGAACCUGAAGAGCGGGAUCAUAGCUUCGCGGAAAGGCUCAAACAUGUGCAAUCAGAACUGGGCAGCCUGAUGUGGCUGGGAUUAAGGUCUAGGCCAGAUAUCUGUUCAACCAUCGGUGUGACAGCUUGCCUAGCCGCCACCAAUCCAAGAGAAGCGCAACGCUUGUGCAACGGUUUGUGGAAGUACCUCAGAGGCACCGUCGACUGGGGCAUCCUGUACACAGCUUCGGGAGCUACUACACUAGACAUACACACAGACGCAUCCUUCUCACCAGGAGGCUCGAGGUCUAGAUCCGGCAUCGUGCUGAAGGUUGGGAACAACAUCAUCAGUUGGAAGAGCCUUCGUCAAGCUUUGACGGCGUUUUCAGCUACUGAGAGCGAGCCUGAGGGAAUGACAUUAGGAGUUGAAUUGGCAGUCAAGCAGCGAAUCAUGAUGCAGGAGAUCAACAAUGCAGAAGUGUCAUGUGUGCUCCAUGCGGAUAACACUGGAGCAAUCAAUCUUGCGACGAGGGACCAGAUGGUUUGGACCCGCAUGCGCACGAGACAUUAUGCAUUGAGAACUUCCUGGCUACGCGAUCAGCUCAUUGAAGAAGGCAUUCCUGUCGAGCAUUGUCGUACGAGCGAGCUCGCCGCUGACGGCCUAACGAAGGUGUUAUCCAAAGGGAAGCUUGAUCUAGCACGCGGAAUGCUGGGCAUGAUCAAGUGGAAAUCCUGA